Lasiosphaeria miniovina is the source of this 1242-nucleotide messenger RNA. RefSeq lists its product as uncharacterized. The transcript has a single exon. Bases 1 to 1242 code for a protein of 413 amino acids. Gene Ontology annotation, molecular function: FAD binding. NCBI's taxonomy places the organism in Eukaryota, Fungi, Ascomycota, Sordariomycetes, Sordariales, Lasiosphaeriaceae. The record is from RefSeq and is a predicted model, not a curated record.
AUGGCUCCCCAAACCCACUUUCUCGAGGGCAAGAAGAUCAUUGUCGCGGGCGCUGGCAUCGCCGGAUCUACCUUUGUCGCCGCCUUGUACAAGCUCUGGGACCCAACGUUGAGCUUUCCCGAGAUCGCAGUCUUUGACCGUAGCCUGAGAGAACCCGAGAGGGAGGGCUAUUCGCUGUCUCUCAACGGCGAAAACGAACAUGGAGGACUAGUCGCAUUGCAGCAGCUCGGGGUGUUGGACGACAUUCUCGAGCAUACCAUCUUCCCCCUCAACUCUGGAAGGUUCAAAAUGUGGGACAGCAAGUGGAGCGAGCUUAUUUCCCUUCAGCUGAAGCCCUUUGGAACCCUUCCGACGGGCACGAUGCGUAUUGCGCGCAAGGAUCUGCGGCGGAUUCUGGAGGAGAAGGCAGGACAAGCAGAGGCAACCUUCCACUGGGGUUUCGCCUGUACUACUGCAGAGAAGCUCGAGAACGGCCGAAUCAAAGUCACAGUCGCCAGCGAAACGGGCGACACCUCGGUGCACGAAUGCGACCUUCUCAUCGCUGCAGACGGCGUCCACAGCAAGAUCCGGGGAAGCUUUCGCCCCGACGACAAGACCAAAUAUGCCGGAGCGGUCCAGAUGGGAGGCCAGAGCAGCUUUCCCAAUGGGCUCCCCAGCCCAUUAGAGCAGAACUGGGGCAUGAUGCUCUCUGGUCGAGGCGUCAGCUGCUUCUUCUCAGCCGUGGACAAGGAAAAUGUGGUUUGGGGGCUUAGCCAGCGCGAGCCCGAACGCAACGACUACUAUCCGCGAGCCGGAGGGCUGACUGCCGACCAGUUAGCUGCGCUCAAAAAAGAAGCGAUGUCGCUCGGGCACAUAUUUGCAGAGCCCUUCCGGACCAUCGUUGAGGCCACAGAUGCUGCAAGGGCGUUUAUGGUGCCUGCCCGAGACAAGGAGCCUAUCGUCCACGGCGCCGGUCUCGCGGGUUUGGUCUUCAUUGGCGACGCCAACCAUGCCGUGAGCCCCUUUGCGGGCAACGGCGCCAACCUGGCGCUCAAGGACGGAUGGGACCUUGCAGAGGCACUCUGCCGGGCGGCGUCGCUGAACGCAGGAGUUGCGGCCUACGACAAGACCAGCCUGCCUCGCGCCGCCGAAACACUCAAGAUGUCGCAUGACCGCAUUUCCAUGGUGCAUUUGACGGGAAUCAAGCACAAGCUCUUCAGGGCAGGGCUCGCCACCGGGCGUCUGUUCCUGUCGAGCAAGUAG